Molecule: messenger RNA, 2194 nt
Organism: Pimephales promelas (fathead minnow)
Lineage: Eukaryota; Metazoa; Chordata; Actinopteri; Cypriniformes; Leuciscidae
Product: bile acid-CoA:amino acid N-acyltransferase
Biological process (GO): acyl-CoA metabolic process; fatty acid metabolic process
Molecular function (GO): fatty acyl-CoA hydrolase activity
Source: RefSeq, a predicted model, not a curated record
UUUUUGUGCAGAUUAUAGACGGCUAUAGACGUGUUUUCUUUAUGGUCACAAUGUGUUGGUGGAGCUGGGAUGUGUCUACCCUUCAACAUGCUAAAUUACGAUUUUAGAAUUUAUCUGAGUAAAAAGUAUUUAAAUAGAAAAUCUACGUUAUGCCCUCUAAAAUUCAAAGCGACCUUUGGUGAUGUAACGUUAAGCGCAGAAACAUCUGUGUCAAAGAUUUAAAACAUCUGGAUUAAACCACUUCCAGACAUUAUUUUUGUACAUACGCUGUUCGGAUCAUCGGAAACCCAUCACAGAAGCAAGAACACCUGAUCGGAGUCGGACUAUACCAUGUUGGCACCUGUUAGGACUGUGGGCACUGAGAAAGGGACAUGUCCACUGCUCUCUGUCCAGCCCUGUCGAGGGCUGUUGGACGAGAAGUUUCAGAUUGUCAUAAUGAAUUUACUGCCAAAUCAAGAGGUCACGAUAUACUGUCUACACCAAUCAGAAGACAAGGACUUCUGGGAGGCAUUUGGACACUACAUCAGUGAUGAACAUGGAACAGUGACAGUGGCAAAAGAUGAGAGUUUGGGAGGCACCUAUGAAGGCACAGAGCAGAUGGGGUUGAUAUGGAGCAUGAGACCCACACCAGGAAGUCGAUCUGGACUCAGGUUGCGUAAGAAAAAUGUUCUUACACCGAUGGUGAUUCACAUUUCAGUGUACAGUGGGCAUCUAUCUGAAGGAUUUAGCGAGAAAACACCCCUGGCCACGAGCGUCGCAGAACGCUGGUACGUUGCACCAGGUGUUCAGAGGGUGAACGUCAGGGAGAAACGAGUACGAGGAACUUUAUUUCUUCCUCCAGGCCCUGGGCCGUACCCAGGAGUGCUGGAUCUGUGGGGAGGAGGUGGUGGUUUGGUCGAGUAUCGUUCUGCCCUGCUUGCAUCUCAUGGCUUUGCGUCCAUGGCACUUGAUUACUUCGCUCCAGAAGAGCUGAAAACUGUUGAUGUGUCGUACUUUGAGAAAGCAUACCAGAUUUUACAAAAUCAUCCAAAGGUACAGAAGGACAAUCUGGCAAUGUUUGGACUAUCUUUUGGAACUGCCAUCACAUUAAGCAUGGCGGCCAACUCAAAAGUCAUCAAGCCCCAGUGCUGUGUGUGUAUCAAUGGAAGUCAUGUGGUUCCUAUUGAUAAAUCUCUUUUUGAAGUCUUUGAGGAGAUAAAAAAGCAUACGGAUAGGAUACGUAUGAAUGAGGAGAACCAGAUAAUACAUAGAGACCUCAUUUUGCCGAUUCCCUCAGACCCGGCUCUCAAAGUAGACGUUGGGAGAAUAAAGUGUCCUCUUCUGUUGGUGAAUGGUGGUGAUGAUCAGAGCUGGCCUUCUGUUGAAUCUGCUGCAGAUAUCGAGAUGAUGAUGGAGAAAGCAGGAAAUCGGCACUUGUUGACAGUCCUGACAUAUCCUGAUGCGGGUCAUCUGAUCGAACCACCGUACUCGCCGCACUUCCGAGCAACUAACUUCAUCCGGCAACAAACAAGCGGGAAAAUUGUCAUGCUAUGGGGUGGACAGACCAAACCUCACGCUUACGCACAAGAGGACUCAUGGAGCAAGACAAUAGCAUUUCUGCACCAGCACCUCUGCUUCAGUUCAAACUUUGCAAAGGCCAAACUGUAGUUUUUUUUUCAAAUGGAAUGAUAUAUGAUUGCCAGCACUUGUUGUUACAUUUUGCUUUGGUACCUGCAUUAAGGAUUACUUUUUAUGUGAUACAUUUGUAGCAGAUUUUACAUAAUUCAUUAAUUAUGUUUGCAAUAAAGGGGGGUUAUAAAUAUAGCAUUAUUACACAGGUUUUGAUAACACUAACUAAGGAAUUACAAGCACAGUUUAGGUUUUUUGAGAACGAUUUCUUUGCACACCAGUGAUCAAACUACAUUUUCUUCAUUUUGUACCGGCGUUUAGAUGAUUUCAUUGUUUCAUUUUAUUUCGUUUAACUUUCUUUGUUUCUUUUGAUUAAAAAGAGUGAUUUCUAUUUUCUAAUGUGAAUAUCAUAAUUAUUCAGUAUUUUAAAUAAAAGAAUUGAUGCAAAAGCCUUAAGGUUUUAAUAUUUUAGUGAUUCUGUAACUACUUGCUGUAAAAAAUGAACUUUACAUCACUUGUUUUUGUAGUCACUGAUAAAUUGUGGAUGAGUAAAUAUGCUGUAUUAAAAUCCAUAUCAUUUAACAAA